Messenger RNA from Daphnia magna, 3510 nucleotides. RefSeq names its product synaptotagmin-15-like. Gene Ontology annotation, biological process: cellular response to calcium ion; regulation of calcium ion-dependent exocytosis; calcium-ion regulated exocytosis. Gene Ontology annotation, cellular component: membrane. The record is from RefSeq and is a predicted model, not a curated record. Lineage: Eukaryota; Metazoa; Arthropoda; Branchiopoda; Diplostraca; Daphniidae. Gene Ontology annotation, molecular function: clathrin binding; calcium ion binding; syntaxin binding. The transcript has 10 exons. The coding region runs from base 1636 to 3066 and encodes 476 amino acids.
AUCGUUGUUUUGAAUGUUGCCAAGUUUCUAGAUCUCCUUUGUCGAUCGUAUAGGGAGGAGAAACUUGUAAAAAGUUUAACAAAGCUGGUAGCUUUCCUUUAUUUUCUCAACCAUCUUUUUAGGACAUUUACGACGCCUUAUCAAACACGGUGAGCAACGUUGCAAACCUGCGAUUCCGCAUCAUCUGUCGAUAGGAGAACUGCUGUUAGAACCCAUUUCUGAAUAGCAAACUUGACGACAAGAUUGAUUCCACGAAUCCAGGGAGUAAAAGGUAAGGAUAUGCUAACGAAUUAAUACUAACAAGUAACAAAAGGCUGGCAUGGAACGAUGUUGUCGUGGGGUUUCAAGGUCUAUAGUUAACCAAUAAGGCCAAAUGAGCAUCGAUGGGUAUACGGGGUCUGCGAUCACUACUCACCAAGGCAACCCCAGACGAGGUAAGACUUGCAAACAGGUGGUGUGGUGUGCGCAUGUCUCGGUUUGGCAGGUAGAAGGGCCAGGGGUAACUAAAAUGAAAAGAAAAAUGCGACCGUUGUCGUUGGCACUGGAGAAAACAAAAUCCCUUACGCUCCAGGUUGAGGGGUGUAGUUACUUGUCAGCGUUGUCCAUCGCCUUAACGUUCGUUCCCUUCCGUUUUCUUCUUUGGCUUGGAGCUGGACUAUCUAACACUUGCAGAAAAAGAAAAAACAAAACACCAGUCAUCGAAGCUUUACACAGUGAAAAGCCAUGGCCAAGUCCCUGGGCACCCAAAAGUAUGAACAACGAGUUAUUCUACCAGUCGGGUAAGUUUACUUUAUCAAGUUUUCAUUGCUAAACUUCCCAAAAGGAUAAGUGCCUUUAAAAAAAAAAGCCUUUAAACGAUCGCUUUCAAUGACAACUAGUAGUUUGAUAGGUAUUCGAACGUGUUCUUUUUGUUGGCGAGAGCUUAUGCAAUCGUGCAAUCCGCCUUUCCCCGAAGGACGCUUUACUGCUAUUUCUUUUCCUCUUUUUUUUUUUUAAAUUUUUGUUGGUCUUUAGUCCUCACUUUUGGUAAACGAUUUCUUUUUCCUUUGGGAUACAUCGAAAUUCCAUCUUGAUAGUCUCUGUUCGAGAUCAUUUGUUCCGUUCCGCAAGUUGUUCUGUGCAACUUUCGGGUUUUUUUUUAUUUUGUUGUCUCGAGCUGCUUAUCUACUUUCUGGAUGCUUUAUACGCACAAGGUCUGCUACGGUAUAUUUAUAUUUAAGUCAAUUUCGUCUCUCUUCCCCAUUAUGCGAGACAUCAAAAGCUGACGCUUUCUACCAGCGGCUGGCUAGUAUAUCAGCAAUCGAUCCACAGAGGUUUGCCGCAUUUCUUUUUCCUCCCUUUUUUUUUAAGCUCAUGAAAUUGUUCCCUACGAGUUUCGUCUGAAAGAAUAAGAAAAAAGAUACAAUCCGUCUCAUUAGCUGCUGAUAAUAAUCUUCCUUUUCUAAGCCAGCAAUGAGAUAAUAAGGAACACUCAGCAGAAAAGCAACCCUUUAAACUAUUCUCAUUACUUUCAAUGUUACGAGUUCCAGUCCCCAUCAGCAGAGGAAGCUCGGACUGAUGUUUUGCUCACGUUUUAUGCACUUCAAAUAAACUAAUGCGUCGUGAAACCAUUUGCCUUCUCUACAGCGUAGAAUAAUGAAGUCUAAUGUUUCCCACCCGCGUUGUCUUGGAGUUGUUUGCAAAGAAAACAAUGCUGCACUCCAGUGUAAACGAUAUCCUACUUGUAGAUCGAAAGAGAUUGAAUUUACCUUACCACCGGGAGCUUUCUCGUGCACGCCGCCUCGGUCACGACGCGCAAACCAGACGCUGGAUAUACCAACAAAGAACGGACCAUCGCUGUCGCCGAGCGACGCUCAUAUUGGCAACAACGUUCGCCAAAGACGUUUCUCAACUGCGUUACUUUUCCCUGGACGGGUUGACGGCACCUCCUCGCCGCUUCUUUCGCCCUCCAUCCUGUUGCAUUGUUCGGCACCCUCGUCACCCAUUCCGAACUAUUCCCCAUCGCCUGCACACUCACCGUGUCUGUCACCUCUGCCGUCGCUUUUUAACUUCUUCCGAGAACGAAGUCCGAGUCCGGCACGAUCACGCACGCCAUCACCUGCAAAAGAAGUGUCCCCUCCGACUACUUCUAGCCGCAAUUCUCCAAUAUUAUCAGGUGUAACUUCGAACAUUGGCGCUCUUAAUCCGGAUCUAUACAAGAGUCCGCUGAUUCCAGAAGAAGAUACAAACAAUUACCCCGAAGGUCACCUCGGUCGCUUCUGGUUCAGCAUUAGUUACGACUCGGAGCAGGAGAAAUUGCUAAUCAAUCUCAUCCGCAUUCACAACUUGCCGAGCCGCGAUAAAGACUCGACCAACGCGUGCGAUCCUCUCGUCAGAGUGGCGUUACUGCCUGGCGAACGGCGAUAUCACCAGUCGAGUAUUCAGCGAAAAACAUGCAAUCCAGUUUUUAACGAAGUAUUCGGUUUCUGCGUUUCCCACAAAGAGCUUCAGGAACAGACCAUUAAAUUCACCGUCAUCGACAAUGGACGACUCCGCAAGCGGCAGGUCAUCGGACAUUUGCUGUGUUCCUUGAAACACAUUUCCAUCGAAGAUGGCAAACAGCAAAUAAUAACGCAAGACAUCAGUAAAGAUCCAUCGUCCGUUGGAUCACCGGGCGAAAUGCACAUCUCACUUUGUUACCAUCCGUCUGCUGACCGCUUCACUGUCACGAUCUUGCAGGCCAGAAACAUCCGGGCUCCUAACACAGCGGUACCUGACAGUUAUGUCCGAUUGACUCUGUUUAAUCAAACGCGAGCCGUCAAAACAAAGCGGACGGGAAUUAUCCGACGUUCGGCAGAUCCUUGUUAUAACGAGAGCUUUCAUUUUCGACUGGAGGCAACUAACGUCGACACAACCAACAUAGUUUUAGCUAUCCACCAACCGGACAACAAAGAUCGUAUUCUGGGACGUUUGGUACUCGGAUCUUUCAUGUUUGCCCGUGGCCGAGGAAUGGCCCAUUGGAACGAAAUGUUUGCUCGACCGAGGGAACAUAUUCAACUUUGGCAUCCAUUACCUGAUCUCAAUUGAUGUCAAAACAGUCACUGUCAAGCGUUUGCUUUUAAAUGGAGACCCAAAGAAAUGAAAAAGGAAAUAUGGACAGCACUGUUGGUGUUUAUAUUCUUCUAUAUGUUUUUUAAUAUUAUCGACAUUUAACAAAUCAUGUUUUGCCAUCUUCUUUCUAUAUACAUAUUUUUCAAUUGUAAUCUAAUGCGUUCAUGAUUUUCUUUUUAUUUUCCGUUGAUAAUGCAACCUUCUCUUCUGCUGAAAUUCCCUGUAUUUGAUUUUACACGAAUCGGUUCGUUGGUUGUUUUACUUCUUGACAUUUUCCAUCGUGAUCUGUUUGAGAACUCGUACCGGCAAUCCUGUAGCUCUACGGGCAAAAUUUGUUGCACCAAUUCAGCCGUUGUAUCGAGCGAAUCCUGGCUGGACAAAUAAAUCGUUUAAUUUUUCCUCAUUUGGGGAUUUUAAAAA